AGUUUGUUUUGGGUGAAAUUUGAACAGGUUGCAUCACGACUAAGGAGUUGGGAACUGUGAUGCGGUCACUGGGGCAGAAUCCAACUGAGGCAGAGUUGCAGGACAUGAUAAAUGAGGUUGAUGCUGAUGGCAAUGGAACUAUUGACUUCCCAGAAUUCCUCAACCUGAUGGCCCGUAAGAUGAAGGAUACUGACUCAGAGGAGGAACUCAAGGAGGCCUUCCGAGUGUUUGACAAGGAUCAGAAUGGCUUCAUCUCAGCUGCUGAGCUCCGCCAUGUCAUGACCAACCUUGGUGAGAAGCUGACAGAUGAGGAGGUUGACGAGAUGAUCCGUGAGGCUGAUGUUGAUGGUGACGGCCAGAUCAACUAUGAGGAAUUUGUCAAAGUCAUGAUGGCCAAGUGACCUCUCUGACAUGAAAAAUAUGAGGAAAUAUCACGGAAGAUAUGCAGUAAAAUGGGAUCCCAUUCCCUCUUAUGCAGGUAGUUUAUCUGGAUAGCUUUAGUUGUGAAACAAAACAGGGAUGCCUGUUGCUCUCUCUUCUUUUGUGUCUUGUGUGGUACUGUUCAUUGUACUAUUCAUCCAUGGUUCUGUGAUUUUGUCCUGUCUGUUUCAAUCUGAGUGUUUUGGUUUUGCUUGAAUCAAUAUGUAGUCCUAUUUCUGCAUCACCCUUUUCCCAACUUCUGCAAACUGGAACAAUGAAGUCAUCCUCUUUCUUGACCUUUUUCUAUUAAAUUGAUAUUUUAUUCUGUCA
Messenger RNA from Phoenix dactylifera (date palm), 750 nucleotides. NCBI's taxonomy places the organism in Eukaryota, Viridiplantae, Streptophyta, Magnoliopsida, Arecales, Arecaceae. The record is from RefSeq and is a predicted model, not a curated record.